Molecule: messenger RNA, 9764 nt
Organism: Ornithorhynchus anatinus (platypus)
Lineage: Eukaryota; Metazoa; Chordata; Mammalia; Monotremata; Ornithorhynchidae
Gene: GFRA1
Product: GDNF family receptor alpha 1
Exons: 10
Coding region: 54-1451 (465 amino acids)
Biological process (GO): nervous system development
Cellular component (GO): external side of plasma membrane; signaling receptor complex
Molecular function (GO): signaling receptor activity
Source: RefSeq, a predicted model, not a curated record
GCGCCUUCGGGGACGCGGGGGGAGAGGGGGCGGCACCGCCGGACAGCGGCACCAUGUUUCUGCCCACCUUCUACUUCGUCCUGCCUCUCCUGGACGCCCUCUCGUCCGCCGAGGUGAGCGGCGGGGAUCGGCCGGACUGCGUGAGGGCCAGCGACCAGUGCCUGAAGGAGCAGAGCUGCAGCGCCAAGUACCGGACCCUGAGACAGUGCGUGGCCGGCAAGGAGACCAACUUCAGCCUGGCGUCCGGCCUGGAGGCCAAGGACGAGUGCCGCGGCGCCAUGGAGGCGCUCAAGCAGAAAUCCCUCUACAACUGCCGCUGCAAGCGGGGCAUGAAGAAGGAGAAGAACUGCCUGCGGAUCUACUGGAGCAUGUACCAGAGCCUGCAGGGAAACGACUUGCUCGAAGAUUCCCCGUAUGAACCAGUUAACAGCAGAUUAUCAGACAUAUUCCGACUAGUCCCAAUCAUAUCAGAUGUUUUCCAGCAAAUGGAGCCGGUCAUUUCCAAGGGAAACAACUGCUUGGAUGCAGCCAAAGCCUGCAACCUGAACGAUACCUGCAAGAAGUACAGGUCGGCAUACAUCACGCCCUGCACCAGCAGCAUGACCAAUGAAGUCUGCAACCGGCGAAAAUGUCACAAGGCCCUCCGGCAGUUUUUCGACAAGGUGCCUCCGAAACACAGCUACGGGAUGCUCUUCUGCUCCUGCCGGGACGUGGCCUGUACCGAGAGGAGGCGACAGACCAUCGUGCCCGUGUGUUCGUACGAGGAAAAGGAGAAGCCGAACUGUUUGAAUUUGCAGGAGUCUUGCAAGACAAAUUACAUCUGCAGAUCUCGCCUUGCUGAUUUUUUCACAAACUGCCAGCCUGAAUCGCGGUCCGUCAGUAGCUGCCUGAAGGAAAACUAUGCCGACUGCCUUCUUGCCUACUCCGGGCUUAUUGGUACCGUCAUGACGCCCAACUACAUAGACUCCAACAGCCUGAGUGUGGCUCCAUGGUGUGAUUGUAACAACAGUGGCAAUAAUUUAGAAGAAUGCCUGAAAUUUCUGAAUUUCUUCAAGGACAAUACAUGCCUUAAAAACGCAAUCCAAGCUUUUGGCAAUGGCUCGGACGUCAAUGUGUGGCAGCCGAUCCUGCCCGUCCAGACUACCACGGCGACAACUACCACAGCCUUCAGAGUCAGGAGCAACAAAUCCCAGGGCAACCCGGGAUCAGAGAACGACAUCCCCACCCAGAAUGAUUUACCCCCAUGUGCAAAUCUACAGGCACAGAAAUUGAAGUCCAAUGCAUCUGGGAACACGCAUCUCUGUCUUUCUGAACGUGAUUUUGAGACCACCCGGCACAUGUCGACAGAUUCGUUCGCAGUGCCCUUGAGCUUCAAUAAAAGCCUGCUGCUGGUUCUGGUGGCUACAGUCCUGUCCGUCCUUUGGUCCUCACCUUUGGCAGAAACAUUGUAGCUGCAUUCAAAAGGGACGUGCCGAAAUACGAAACAACCAGUUCUCCGAUUCCUGUCCUCUGUUGUUUAUUUGUAAGGCCAGUUGUUUUAGGAGCUAAGUUGAAGCACCCUGCUGAAACGGUUUCGGACAACUGGAAUAUAUUUUUUUUUUAAUUAAAGAAAGCUUCUUGUGAUAUUUAGGGGCUUCUGUGAAAUACCUGAUGCAGUGCUACAUUCCAAACCCAGAGGCUUUUGGGCGUGCAGUAUUCUAAAGAGACUGUGAGUCAAUUUGGCCAUAAAGCAACCUAGUAUUUUUUAUUUUUCUAAUUUUAAUUCUGGCCUCUACUGCAAGGGAAUAAGGUCAUCUCCCCAAGAUCUUAUGAUCUACUUUAAUGUUUUUGAUUUCCCGUUAAGUGAACGUCAGAUUAAUAUGGGUGCCAGUUUUGUCACAGUGGACUUUCUGACAACAUGCUCAUUGGAUAGAUUGCUACUGAUGUUAAACUUUCUCCACGUAUCUGCAUUCUCCGUACUGUUUAUGUACUGUAAGUGGUUCUGCAUCCUGAAGUGCAAAAACAGUGUCACAUACAGAUGUAUUGUAUGUCUUUCAGUUAAAAAUCUCAUAAAAAGUGUUUAAAAACUGCUAACAGUACAUUUAUCGUUUAAAUACACUUAUCUAAGCCUUACAUGGGUGAAAAUUCCUUAAACUAACAAGACUCAAACAUAGUGGAAGCUUAAUGCUAAUAAUCUUUACAUUUAUGAGAUUAUACGUAGAAACAAAUUUUACUAAAUGGUUUCAACUGAUGGCUUUCUAUACCUUCGAUGUAAUAAUACGGUCGUCAUUUUUUUACUGUUGGUUUAAUACAAACCACAUGGAAUUUAUUUUCCACUAAUAAAAAAACGUUACCUUGCCUAUAUUAACACUACAAAUGUAAACUCUUUGAAAGCAAAGUUACAUUAUGCUUUAGCAGAAAACCCUCCAUCACAUCAUUGAAGACAGACAAGAGGACAAAAGAAAUGCGGAGGUUAGAUCACUUACUAUUUCUUAAAAUGCUAGAACUCACUAUUAGACGGAGAUCAGUCCGGUUUUAAAGUGAUGCAACAUUACAAAUGGCUGCACUGCCAUUUUUCCUCAUUCAAUCCCUUAGGUUUUCACUCAUUGACAAAGAUGGGCUUUGCUGAGUGGUGAUGAUUUCCUACAGGUGAUUUUUAUGCCUACCCCUAAUGGCUUGGUUACUGUUCUAUAGAGAUCACUUAUUCUGAGUGAUCAACAGUAAUAUGUUUUUGUUGCAUUGCAUUCAUUUUCCAACACUGAGAAAAGCUGAUUCAAAGUAAAUGCUUCAUCACAGUGGUGUACAGUGAAGCUAAUUCAUUCAAGCUAGCUUGAAACAUCAGAACUGCACAGAUGAGUAUCUAGAUUAAGAAAACGUUAACUAGGGAUCCUCAAGUUAUAAACGUCAAUGUCAUUUAAGAGUGGGGGAGGGGGGGAGCAUGAAUCUUAUUAACAAAUAAGUCCAUCUAUUCACCUACUCAUUUUUAUCAUUUUAGUUCUUCUCAAGCUAUUAAAACCAGUGCAGGGAAUGGCUAACAUUUCUUUUUGAGGUCUAGGUGUGCGAUGUAAAGGAUACUCUGACAUAAUGCUGGGAUCCUGGGUUCCUCUAUAAAAUACCAUCCCACCUUCCAAGGCUAAGAAGUUCCUAAGUGCUUCCAAAUUUGGCUGAGGGACUUUGGAGAAGAAAUCUAUAGGCUAUCAUUUCUGACAUAGUCUCUUGUGCAUGCUGCUUCUUUCCUAGUAAGAAGUAAUCAAAUUAUUGGGAAACCGCAGCAAGGUUAAAAAAAAAAACUGUUAGAACCGAGUUAAAGUCUAAAUCUUUUAUCCCCAAUGGAGAAGACUAUCUUAUAUUACAGUACUAAAAAUGCAUAUACCUUCAAAUUGAAAUUGAUGUUGCCUUUGAAUCAAAAUCACAAAUAUAGAGCCUUCUUUGAUCACUGAAAGUAUCUUAAAGAUGCCAUGUAGCACCAUAAAGUGUAAAAUAUAUUUGGAAUGUUAAAACCCCCAUUAGUAUCUAUUGCCUUGAACAUAUUUUGUUUAAAUUAUAGAAACACUCUGAAUCAUCAUUAAGCUAAUUACAUCUGUCUGAUAGUGUGAUCCACAAUAAAAGCUAUUGAUUAAUUCUGCUGUAAAAAAAACAACUCCAUUAACUUCAGAUGACCAGAAAGGAAAUGAUUGUUAUCAGAUCUAAUGAGGAGAGCCUUGAGUAAUAAACUCAUGGUUGUGAAACAGACAAAUUAUAUUUUGAAAAGCCAAGUCUACAUCUUCAACAAGAAAUGUUACUUUUUUCAGCAAAAAAAUAGAGUGAUCGAUUGCAUCCUUAAUUUUUUUAAUUAAUUGCUGAAAGGUACAGGGGGGAAAUUCCCUCAGUAUCUGACACUUAAUUGAGAUUCCUGCAGAUUUCAGCCAGGUAAAUUCUCCUGGAUUCUUUAUGGCCCAAAGAGGCAAGGAUCCUGUCAGUUUAUCAUUGAGAUAUUGUCAACACAGUCAUCUUCAAGUGACUGGAGGAACCAAUUGACCUGGUAAUUUUUGUCCUAUCUGAUCGGUUGUAUUGAGUGCACUGAAAACAAGUACGAGGGAAGCUCAAGCCGGGACUUCUAGGUUUUGGUCUCUGAGUUUCGUCAGCUGCUAUCUUGGGUAGCCAGUGGCAUUCUAGGCCAUAUACUGUUGAUGGCAAAGGUGACCCCCGAGAUUUCUAUGGCUUGGCCGAUUUUACAUAAUUGUCAAAUUUAGAUGAACCCAGAAUGGAGAAAGUCAAGCUGCCCUAUUUACUUAAAAGAACAAAAUCGGCCAUUGGGUUAAUAUGAUUAGAAGCACAUGUCAAUUUGAUGUUGAGUCUAUUUGACCAAUGUAUGUUUGAGUGUCUCUUUGAUAUAGCACAGAAUGACAAUGAGCAAGUGCACAAUUUAUAGAGGGAUGCAAAGUGCUGACCAUAGACCUAUUUUAACAUGUCUCUUUUUUCCAAGCUGCUAAUGUAAGAAGUAUAGGUUACGAGUCGCAGAGGUUAUUUUUGGUUAAGAGUAACAAACUGUGUGGCGAUACAGAUGGUUAUUUAACUGUGUGGUUUCUAUUGAAAAAUCAAAAGAGCUUUCUUUUGACGUGAACACAGUAUUAUUAGAUGCCAGAUCCGGAAGUUCAUAAAUAACAGCGCCUGCCUCAUUUGAGAACUGUCACCUUUCAUUUGGUCUAUACUGAGCGCUGUUCCUCUCUUAAAUAGUCAGAAAGGGUGGGCAGUCUACAAAAUACCAUGAUUUGCACAUGCCUCUUCGUACUCUAAAUCAGACCACCCCAAACACCCCAUCUGUUCGCCUGAGAAUGUGGGAGCACAGAAGCACUUUGAGUCAGUGUACAUUCUUCAAAGAGCUGCAGGAAAAGUGGGAGUUCGUUUAAUUAGCAAGUUCUUUUCUUAGAAUUCAGCCCCCAAAAUGUAUUUUUUCUGAAGGAACUGAUGGCCCAGGCAGAACAGAGUUUUCUGAAAAGAAGUUCUCAGGCCUGAGCCAGUUACUUGAACCGAUAAGCCAUGGGACAAAAGAGAGCUGUGUGGAUGACAACCUCACAGCUUACAGUGGGCUCUUUGAAGCUAAAGGCCGCACAGGUAAAUUGGCUAAAGAGACAAACUCGCCGCUGUGAGUUGAGUACAGCCGGCACUCUGCAAGAGAGCUAAUUUUCCGGGUCGGAGUGAGAAAACUACUUCAUGGGUGCAAGAAGUCAGACGAUACUGAAGGGAGAAACAGCAGACAGGAGGCAACCAUAGCUGUGUCAGAUGCAUCCAGCUAAAAAGAACCAGAUGAUCUCUUUCAAGACAGGAAGAGAGAGUUGGUGAUGCGACAACACUCCACUGUGCGAUGUCAGUGAGGCCGUUGCUUUUCAUUAUUGAUAAGAUUGAGGCAGUUUCCUUCCAAUCAAAAAACAGAGGCACGGUGUGUUCUUGGAAGUAGAAGUUUUUUUAGGAAGCGGUUUGAGCUCAUAUGGAGGAAACAGGGUAAGUGGCUUCUCGUGCCUAUCUAUCAAAAGAAACUAUUUUGAUCUUAUUAAUUUAAAAGUUUAAUUGUACCUAAACCCUUAGUUUAGGCUAGCCCAGCCACUCCACUCUGGUUUUGUGUCUUUUGAAAGCUAAACAACAUUCACUUCCCUGUUUAAGCAAUUCAAUAAAGCCGAGGGAAAGAUGAUCAAUCAGUGGUAUUUAAUGAGCACUUACCGUGUGCAGAGCACUGUAAUAAGCACUUGGGAGAGUACAGUACGACAGAGUUGGUAGACGUGUUCCCUGCCCACAACGAGUAGCCCAGGAAGGGGAAAGACUAGCCUGACCAAGAACAGCUUAGGGGCACUUGGAAGUCACAAAUGAUCAGUAGCACCUCUUGUCCCUGUCUACUUGAAGCGGAUGAGGUUACAGUGGGAUACAAGGAAGUUCACCAUGACUAUUAGGGAGGAAAUCACCUGGAAAGCAAAGGAUAGUUGUAGUUUUAUCCCUGGAGACGUGGGAAAGAAUGAACACUUCUCUCCAUCCCCACUGGUUAGGUGUUCCCCCACGUGGAGGCAGAGACCAGCACCAGAUGAUCUCUCGAGUUCCUUUCCAGCUUAGUGAUUCUCUGAUUCCAUCUCAAAUCUACUGAACAAGAUUCUUCAUGAUAAAUGAUCUCUAAAAUGCCUUCCCGCAGUAGGGGUUCUAACUGCCCUAGUUAGCCAGUGUCCGGAGAUGCGCUUGGUCCUUAGGUUGUCAUGGGAGUCUUUGGAACUACUUCAUGGAAACAAAUCAUCUCAGCAACUGGCCUCGUGAGGCCAACCAUCACUCAGAACACUUCUAAUCAUGGCAUUCAUUAGCACUAAAUCAGUGGUAACAACAAGGCCGUCAGAUCAGAGAUAUUCUCUGAUCUCUGUGCAUAAUCUAAGAGGGAGGGAGAGCAGGUAUUUGAUCUUCACUCUUAGAGAUGGGGGAACAGAGACACGGAGCUUAAGUGACUUGCCCAAUGCAAGCAACAGACCAGUAGCAGAGCUAGGAUUAGAAUCCCAGGGACAUGAUCUUUCCAAAAGCCACGUUACCCCUUGAAAAACUCACCCACCAACUUGUUUUCUCCUCUUUGCACACAUCAUUGCCAUCUCCUGCCCAUCAUUACUUGUUUCCUUUCCUGACUUUUCUUCCCCUCACUUUCCUGAAUUUACUCUUGAACCCCGAGUCGCUUCCCACAUUUAAAACUGGAUUCCAGAAUCAACCACUGGUCGGUGUUUAACCGUCCCCGAAUUGGUCGUCGCCACGUGGCUGGAUGGACUCCUCCUGCCCCUCCCCCUUGGCCACUGCUUCCGGCCCACAGCGUCCCCAACGCCAUGUCACUUCAGGCUUUUCUUUUUAUUCCUUCUGCCUCUCGUUACAUCUUUCUCCUGGGAGUCGGCCCCACUCCUUGGGACCUGCUGGGCAAAGGAGGUGUUCUCAGGAGGGCCAAAGGACGAUAUCAGGCAGGCCUCUUCGUCGUAGGGACUGAAGGGAAAAGAGCCAAGAUUGGCCACAUUCAUCUCAAUAGACGAAGGAGAAAACCAAAAACCGCAACGUGUUGCCCUGCAGCCAAAUCCUCCGUCCCCGAAGGGCCCCGUGCUCAUCUGACCGGCGCAGCUGUGACUGCUGCAGGUGCCAGGACCAGUGCCUUGUCACACUGCCAUGUAGAACCUACUUUUGCCCAGAUGCAUCUGCCAAAUGUUAGGCUCAGUAUCAAUGGGGAUCGGCUCCAGUUUUUCUGCUCUUAAUCCUGCCGCUACAAUUCCUUAUCCUCCACUGAUUUCUGUUGCCUGGGAUAGGAGCCGGCUCUUUUCCUCACCUGUGACACCGGCAAAAUGAAAUGGCUUUGCAUAUCCACAGCCCUGCGCUCAUGCUUGGUGUCCAAUCUCCACCUCCUAGAAAAGUGUGGGGGGCAGGAGGGAGGGGAUUUUGAGGCCCCAGCAGGGUGGCCUUAGCAGGCUUGCAAGCCGGAUAAUUUAAAUCAUGAUUGAAUCUUUUCACCCUGAGCUCUAGGUUUAAGGGGUGAGUUAUCGGAGGGGAUUGGCAUUUAAGUUGGUAUUCUCUAUUUUGUCCUCUUGGUUUGCCCCUGAAUUGUUGUAAACAGUAACUUGCACAUGGAGAUAAAAAUAACACGGCAGAGUUGCUCACCCACUCGAAUCCAGCAGUAUCCAAAUGGGAGGCCCAGGGCCCCAGACUUGUAGGGGCUGCCAGUCAGCCUGCAUCAGAGUAAGAUCCUCGAGGGCAAGGAUGAUGCCUUCUUACUCAAAUGCGCUCUCCCAAGCGCUCAGUGCAGUGCUCUGCACACAGUAAAUGUCAGGAAGGAAUGAAGAAAGAAGCGAGUCCUCUCAGAGUCAGAGAUUAGCUGUUGGGUACCUGCUUCCAAACCCAUCACUCUGUUGGCUUUACUGUAAAUUGCCCCAAGGGAAAUUAAAGUGGUGAUAGGGAACUCCCUCAGUCCUCACCCGCAUCAUUCUUUCACUUGACAACCUAAAGCGGACAGUCCCAACCGUGAAUGAGCUCCCCUCGACCCAAACUGGAACCCCCUGGGAGCCCCAGGAGAUGACUUUUGAACAUGCUAUUACACCCAGUCUGAGGACAUUCAGUAAUCUUAGAGCUCUGGGAUGGCUGACUUGCUUGCUACCUUUUGCCAGACAUUAGAUUCCCUUCUUAAAUGAAAAAUGAUGAGAAAAAGAUUUCCAGAGAUUCAUCUUCUGACAAACUAGCCCAUCCCAGCUGGCAAGCUCCCAGUCCCACACCUGAUAGGCACAGAACAAACAAAACUGAGCUGAUGUUUGUGCCUCUAGCUCACUCUUUGCUGGCCUUCAAGAAGAAAAACUACUAAAAAAAAAUCUACUGUGCUUAGCCUUCAGGAAACUCAAGCUCUUUCAAGCAAAUCCAGUGGAGUUAGAUGCUGAAACCAUAAGGUAAAGUUUAGGAUAUGAUCUUUGUCAGAUCAGGAUAUUUUUAUUUAUUUUUACCUCAAGGUAGGUCAGGAGAGUUAGAGUGAACUGAAGCAGAAAGUCUAGAGUCCUAAAAUAAUGUAUCCAAGUGCUACUUAGGUGAAGAAUCCUAAAGAUGAUAAAGUAUUGAGAAAUUGGUCCACUCUCUUAGAAAACAAGAGCAGGUGGGGAAAUAGUUUCUUAGGUGUUACUGAAAAUUUAGCCAAAGCCAAAAUAUUAAGGCUUUUCUUUCCAUCAACCUGUGAGACCAUUGAAUUCCUGUCGGAGUGUUGGAAUGUAAGAUGUAUCCUAACAAAGCUCACGAGAUUAAAACUCCAUAUGCCAUUACCCAGUCAGAAGAAUGAUCACAGACUGCAGCUAGUGUACAAUCCUGUGCUAUCUCCCUGUUUGCAGAGGGUGGUCUGAUCUGGGAUCCAGUUUUCAUUUUUCAGCAUUUUCAGAAACCCUGUCUGAUGGAAAGAGACAAGGAGAAAUAUGGCACCAAAUUACAAAUUAUCUUGCCUUAUUAAGCUGUGAGCUUCUUGCUGUAAUCAGGCAUUUUCUGGUGAAGACAGUGGAGCUGACUCUUUUGGGAAGGUUGUAGGAAUGAUUUUAGAGAGCUCUAUUAUAGAUAAUUCUAGGUUUCGUGAUUGUCUAUCUUUCUUUCCCCCAUAAUGGACUUGGUUCUAGGAUUUGCUUAAUGGGGUCUACCCAGCACAGUAUGCACCAUCGUUUUAGGUUGAAAUGAUUAUUAUCUUUGUCGUGCUAAGUAGCAGGGGGAAUGGCAUUGUUUUGUUUGUGCCUGAUGCGCUUGCCCACGUUGGGGUUAGUUCUGCUCAGUGGAAGUGGAAAAGAAAUAUGUUCGAGGAAGAAUUGGAUGGGAAGUCACAACUUCCGCUAUGUCCUCGUGGAGCUAGGGAAGUCUUAGAAUUUCAGGGUCUAGUGGGUAGGCGGCCCUAGAUAGAACUGACGCUUUUGCUUUUGACUGUGAACCGAACUUCCUGAGAGGAGCUUCCUCCGUCGCUUGCUUUCUGAUUUCUGUUCUACCCCACUCACCUACCUCUGCUUCUGCCGUUAGAGGAAUUCAUCAUGCAGCUAUCUUGUUGUAGUGUGUCUAUUCUAUCCCCACUCUAGAAUUAAGUCCAGUUCCUGGGGGUUGUUAUGUACAGAAUCCAUCAGAGCCACUUGCCAACACAAGAAAGGACUAAAGACUUUGCUGUUUGAACUGUCUGGACUUUGGAAGUGAAUUUGUGAUGUUUGGAUUUUCUGAUAGCAUAAUGCUCAUGCACCACACAUUGUAUAUAUCCCCUCCUCCCCAUCCCAAAGUACCCUAAUAAACAUUGUUUUCUUUUUUAAAAA